UGUGCGAUUUAGUCGCGUCGCGUCGCUGACUUCUAGCAUGGACACCUGGAAGCUGGUUUUAAGCUGUAAUUUACCUAAAAGAAGACACGUAGACGCGUACGUGAACACGAGAGGAUGUUAAAUUUGUCCAGUAUAGCUCCACCUCUGAGCGCGAGCAGGGCGGGCUCGAGACGCGUCUACCUGCUUCAGCCCAGUUAUUUAAAACCCUCAGAAACAGACGCGUGCUGUGAGGAAAAAUAAAGAACUGAACCGAGCAGAUAAUAAGGACAUACUCUUUCAUGAAAGUGACGGGAAAAAAGAAGCUAUAUUACACGACAAACAGCAACAACUUUUGAUGGGACACACAGAAGUUUUCAGUUGUCUUCUGCAACACGCCGAGGAAUUGAUGGAGAUUUUGCGAAUUGAAAAGCUCACUGGACGACAACUGCUUUUGUUUUGCACUGGAUAAUACAACCUCCCUCAAAUACCUUUAUAUUCUCUAGGCCUGGUGCUUUAAAGAACCCAGAAGCCAAAACACUGAUCUGAACCACUUAUAAUGUAACAUCAAUAUUUUUUAAUGUCCAAAGAACCAUAAAGCAAGAUCCUAUUUAGUCAAAAAUGGUUCUUGAUGAGAGGAGGGUUCUUUGCUGAACCUAAGAACCUUGAAGAACCUUUAUUUUGAAGAGACUCAUGGCGUGAAGCAGAAUAUUUGCAGAAGAGUUAAGUGCCUUUAUAUUUAGAAGUUGAAACACCCUCAUCACCAUCACCUCAGACUGGAUGUGAAGAUGAAGAGCCUCUGGUUUGCUCUGGUGAGCUGUUUCUGGAGCUCCUGUCUCAGCAGUUCUGUGUUUGAUGGCGCUGAGCUUCAGCCGAACUUCAUGCAUCAGGAGAAGCGAGAGAUGCAGAAAGAGAUCCUGUCUAUCCUGGGACUGAACCACAGACCCAGACCGCAUGUGAACAGCGGCAAAUAUAAUUCCGCACCUCUAUUCAUGCUGGAUCUCUAUAACACGAUCUCCACUGAGGAGAAAAGAGACGUGGAUCAGUACAGAUCCCUGAUCACCACCACCAGACCCGCUGUGGCUUCACUUCAGGACACUGAGUUUCUUCAUGACGCCGACAUGGUCAUGAGUUUUGUCAAUUUGGUGGAGUUUGACAGGGAGCUGUCUCAACAGAGAAGACACCAUAAAGAUUUCAAAUUCAACCUGUCCCAGAUCCCAGAGGGUGAGGCCAUCACAGCUGCAGAAUUCAGGAUCUACAAGGAGUGUGUGACCAGAACAUUCCGCAAUGAGACUUUCCUACUUAGUGUCUUCCAGGUGGUUGGGGAACACCCAGACAGGGAUGCUGAUCUGUUUCUGCUGGAGUCUCGCAGGUUGUGGGCAGCAGAAGAAGGAUGGCUGGAGUUUGACAUCACAGCCACCAGUAAUCUUUGGGUGAUGAGCCCGUAUCAUAAUCUGGGUUUACAGAUCAGUGUGGAGACCAGCAGUGGCAGGAGCAUCAGUUCUGCAGAAGCAGGGUUAGUGGGGCGUGAUGGUGCUCUGGAGAGGCAGCCGUUCAUGGUGGCCUUUUUCAAAGUGAGUGAAGUCCGUAUCCGAUCCGUCCGGUCCAUGGGCAAACGGCGUCAACAGAACCGCAAUCGCUCCAACAGUCCACAGGAGGCAUCAAAGGGAAUGGCUCAUGCAGAUUACAACAGCAGUGAUCAGAAGAGCGCAUGCAGAAAGCACGAACUGUACGUCAGUUUCAGAGAGUUGGGCUGGCAGGACUGGAUUAUUGCUCCUGAGGGCUACGCAGCAAACUACUGUGAUGGAGAAUGCUCUUUCCCACUAAAUGCCCAUAUGAAUGCUACUAAUCACGCUAUAGUACAGACACUGGUCCACCUGAUGAAUCCAGAGAACGUUCCGAAGCCAUGCUGUGCUCCCAUCAAACUACACGCCAUCUCUGUGCUCUAUUACGACGACAACUCCAAUGUCAUUCUGAAGAAAUACAAGAACAUGGUGGUGCGUGCUUGCGGCUGUCACUGACAUGAGAGCCGUGUUCCACCCGCCCAACCACUGCACUGCUGAGAGAAGGAGUAUAUGUGUGUGAGAAAUACUGAUUUAUGAACAAACACGUAUGUUUGAGAGAACAGAUACAGUAAACGUGCUGCUUUUACUCGUCUUCACACACAUGGCCAGUUCACAUAAGAAAAUGUUAAAAUCCUUUAAAUUGCCAUGAGGAUGUAUAGAUAAUUCUAUAAACAGAACAUCAACCUGAUGCCGUAUGUCUAAAAUAGACAAAACACACACAAAAAUGUAAGUUAUGAGCUAAAAUUCAGUCUUUAUUUAAUAUUAUAUUUUAAGAGGCUAAAUCUUAAAGGAAGAGUGCAUCCAAAAUGAAAAUUCUAUCAUUAUUUAUUUACCAUCUUCUAUUAAAUCCUGUACCAUUUUUUUUGUUUUUGUUUUUCAGUUUCGUUAAUGCUACUUUAAUUGUACUUUUUGUGCUAUUUGUAACUUGACAGAUGUGGCCAGUAUGAACUUUGUAUAGAAAAUAGCUGUGCAAAGAUUCUUCAAACAUUCUCCUUUUAAAUUCCACAGGGAAAACAAUAACACACAGGUUUGAAACGACAUGAGGGUGAGUAAAUGAUGACAGAAUUUUAAUUUUGGGUGAACUAUUCCUUCAAAUGUAACAUUUGAAAAUGUCAAAGUAGUAUAUCUUGAUGCACAGAAGUCACUGUUUUGUGCAUUUUCAGUCAUGCUUAAACUCGCUUGAACCCACAAGACUAUUUUAGGACUCAACAAAAUCAAAUUAUUUUGAGCUUCUCGAUAUUUGCUCUACGCUAGCUGUGGUUUGCAUCGGUGAGUCAGAGCGAGCGGUUACACACUUCAACAGAACCCAAAGAACGGCUCCAUUAUGUUGGUGUUCUGAGGACGGAAACUGUGUUUGAUGACGUCCAACACCACAGAUCUAUAAUUUCCCAUCUGCACCUGCACCUUGGAUGGCUGAAAUCCCAAACCUCCCACAAGACACGAUGAGCAAUGGAUAAUUUCAUGUUUUUGAGUGACAAAACCGUUUUCUGCAUCAUCGUCCUCAGAAGGGCUGUACAUUUUCCAACCAUCUCAUGUCAAUAUUUAUUACACUAUGUAACACAAUUUUUGUUCCUGGGUAGUAAGUGUUAUUUCCUAAUUGCUUAU
Myxocyprinus asiaticus (Chinese sucker) is the source of this 3146-nucleotide messenger RNA. It is a transcript of the gene bmp6, whose product is annotated as bone morphogenetic protein 6. Gene Ontology annotation, molecular function: cytokine activity; growth factor activity. The transcript is spliced from 7 exons. The record is from RefSeq and is a predicted model, not a curated record. Gene Ontology annotation, biological process: SMAD protein signal transduction. Bases 765 to 1997 code for a protein of 410 amino acids. NCBI's taxonomy places the organism in Eukaryota, Metazoa, Chordata, Actinopteri, Cypriniformes, Catostomidae. Gene Ontology annotation, cellular component: extracellular region.